Vollenhovia emeryi is the source of this 1622-nucleotide messenger RNA. RefSeq lists its product as uncharacterized. The transcript is spliced from 4 exons. The record is from RefSeq and is a predicted model, not a curated record. Bases 89 to 1519 code for a protein of 476 amino acids. Lineage: Eukaryota; Metazoa; Arthropoda; Insecta; Hymenoptera; Formicidae.
GCCAGAAUUCCUGCCAAAGUUGUCUCGUUAUCGUCAGCGGAACCGAUCGACGCUUGUUUCUGUUUACUGUGAAAAAGUGCGUGAAUCUAUGUUCAUCUUUUGCUUGCUGAUCACGUGCGUGAUCCACGUGAAUGCGUAUGAGAAGAAUGGGAUUCGGAACGUCAAGGAUUACGUUAUUGACGCGGAAUUGAAGAGAACACCAGUAGAACGUCGAAUAUUUCAUUUAACAAAAGAUGGUAUUAAAAUCGACGUAAAGAUCGUUCCGUCGGCCAGGAAUGACUCGGUGCAGAAUAAAGACGACUUUCCGGAGUUUCCCGUGAAAGACAUAGGCAAAUGCAUCAUUGAAUUUUCGCUUGGUUGUAUCAAGAAACGUUUCGUCCGUUUCUUAGAAACAGUAGGUCGCCUCGAUGAAAUCACAUUACUUGGGCAAGAUGUGAAGAUGGUGAAGAGCGGAACAGCACGCAGAUCCGAUGCUCGAUCUAUGAAUGACUCGGAUGUCAGUAUCGAGCGCAGCGUAAAUGACUUCUUCGAUUCCUUUACUCUGCGUAUCACGCUGCCUAGAUGGAACAGCAAGCGAGAAAGGAAUCAGAUCGACGUGAUGUUUGACGAGACAGCUGUAGCAGAAGGACGAGGGAAGAAAGGCGGAUGCGGAGGGGGCAAAGGCGGAAAAUGCAAGAUGAUGAUGAUGGGCGUGAUGAUGAUGCUAAAAAUGAAACUAAUAGGAUUGGCAGCGUUCAAAAGUAUGAUGAUGGGCGGAAUGUCUCUGAUGUUUUCAAUGAUGACGUUCAUGAAAGGAAAAGGCGGCUAUGGCCCUUGGAAAGGAGGAGGAGACCAGUACAAAGAGAUAGUACUUCUUACAAAAUCUUCGGGCGGUGGUGGUGGCGGACAUAGCGAUAGUUACGGUGCACCUCCACCAAGUAGUUAUGGCCCACCUUCAGGAGGCGGUUACGGCGGAGGAGGUGGAUGGGGACGCAGUUUCCACAAACGACCGAUGAUACACGACAAAGAGACCAGGACAGAAGUUGCGGAUGAAUCUAAUCGCAUUCCAAUGACAGGAGAAGUCAUCUCGAAUGCGGAAAGUAUUGAUUAUCUGGAUUAUCCGGAUUAUCAACAGCCAUCACCAAUUAUGAACUCAAGUUCUACCAUUUCUAAUUGGAAUACGCCAAGCUACGUCGCCGUCAACAAAUACAGAGAUUCCAACGUAAGUACCGGCUUGGCAGGGGGUAAUUUGAAGUCAGGAGCGACAGUGAACGUGAAAGGAAGAAGCUUUAUCGGCGACGAGCAUCACAUUAAUCCCAUUGUAAAUGUAAUUGAGAAAAAUGUUGAUUCAACAACCACGGAUCAAUCUGUUGCUGACGUUAUUCAUGAAUUCACCACAAAUGCGGUGUACAUGGAUGAAUGGCAGGCUACAGCGGAAAAGGGUUCUAAUAAGGUAUUAUCGUCAAAUUCGAAUGCAGAAAUUGAAUUGCAGCAAACCGAGCUGCAAUCUAAAGAUAUACCUUUGUUACGUGAAAUUUAGAUUUCCGCGCACCAAUUAUGUGGCACCAUUAUGUAUUUGUAUUUUUAAAUAAACGAUACUGCAACUGUUACACAACUUUCGAGAAAAAUUUAUUUCACCACUG